Molecule: messenger RNA, 5860 nt
Organism: Electrophorus electricus (electric eel)
Lineage: Eukaryota; Metazoa; Chordata; Actinopteri; Gymnotiformes; Gymnotidae
Gene: tns2a
Product: tensin 2a
Biological process (GO): peptidyl-tyrosine dephosphorylation
Cellular component (GO): focal adhesion
Molecular function (GO): protein tyrosine phosphatase activity; protein binding
Source: RefSeq, a predicted model, not a curated record
GAUUCGGCGGACAAAAACAGCUGCGCCAGUGUGCUUGGCAAAACACGCGAAAGAGCACGAGAGCGGGCCAGAGGCGAGGCAGGACCAAGAGUGUGGGACCGGUCGGGUCCACGGCUCUAUAUGGGUUGCGCCCUGGGUACAGACUGCUGUGGGGCUGAGCCGGAGCCAGAGCCGGUGACGGGCACUGGGAAGAGAGAGCGGACAGACAGCAGGGGCAACAUGAGGCUCACCAAGGCGAAGGGCGAGCCCCAUGCCUUUAAGGAGAAGACCUUCAAGAAGAGGCGUCAGUGUGUGGUGUGUAAGCAGAGCAUAGAGAGCCUGGGAUCCUUCUGCCGAGUCUGCAAAACAGCCACUCAUAAGAAAUGUGAAAGCAAGGUCAGCGGCAACUGUGUCCCGGCCCAGCCCUCUGACCCGCAGCGGAGAGCCACAGCCUCCUCCAGACAUAUUCAACAUCUGGGCUCGACCAAGUCUCUGCCGUAUACCAAACAGAGAGGUGGUCUACCCAGGAGUUUCAGUGUGGACCGGGUGAUAGACAGGGUGAUGGAGCGCCAAUACGACUUCGACCUGACCUACAUCACCGAGCGCAUCAUCUCCGUCUUCUUCCCGCCGCUGCUGGACGAGCAGCGCUACCGCCUCAACCUCAAGGAGGUGGCGGCCAUGCUCAAGUCCAAACACCAGGACAAGUUCCUGUUGUUCAAUUUGUCGGAGAAGAGGCAUGACAUCACACGCCUUAAUCCCAAGGUCCAUGACUUCGGCUGGCCAGACCUACACGCCCCCCCCUUGGACAAGAUUUGUGCCAUGUGCAAAGCAAUGGAGACGUGGUUGAACUCUGACCCCCAGCAUGUGGUGGUCCUGCACUGCAAGGGUAAUAAAGGGAGGACGGGCGUCAUCAUCGCUGCCUACAUGCACUACAGCAAGAUCUCUGCAGGGGCAGAUCAGGCCCUCAGCACUCUGGCCAUGAGGAAGUUCUGUGAGGACAAAGUUUCAUCGUCUCUUCAGCCCUCUCAGAACAGGUAUAUCUACUACUUUGGCGGACUUCUGUCCGGGUCCAUAAAGAUGAACAGCAGUCCCCUCUUCCUACACCAGGUCCUAAUUCCCACCAUCCCCACAUUUCAGGCUGACGGAGGCUACUGUCCCUUCCUGAAGAUCUAUCAGUCCAUGCAGCUACUCUACACCUCGGGAAUAUAUGAUUUGCAGGGCUCAACAGGCAGGAAGUUGUGUGUGACCAUUGAACCUGCCCUGUUGCUGAAAGGUGACAUCAUGGUCAAGUGCUAUCACAGGCGCGUACAGAUGGCUGAGAGGGACACGGUAUUCCGGCUCCAGUUCCACACCUGCACCAUCCACGGAGCACAACUCUGGUUCGGGAAAGGGGAGCUGGAUGAAGCCUGCUCUGAUGACAGAUUCCCCCCAGAUGCCACUGUGGAAUUUGUCUUCUCCUCUGGACCAGAGAAAAUCAAAGGGCGGGAAUACCAACGGAAUGACCCAGCAGUCACUGUUGACUAUAACACUGCUGAUCCAGUGGUGCGCUGGGACUCGUACGAGAACUUUAACCUGCGACAUGAGGACAGUCUAGAGGAUAUAGCCCACACCCGAGGGCCUCUGGAUGGCAGCUUGUAUGCCCAGGUGAAGAAGCGUCGUGCUACAGGACUCUCCGCCCUCCCCUCCACCAAUGGCAGCCCAGGGCGGAGCCCCGAGGAGAGGCCCACCCAGCUGUUAUCCGUCAGCACCGACUCGGGACGCUCAUCGGCUCCGCCCGAGCGCUUCGAGGACCCGCCCGGACCGGCCCCGCCCACUCAGCAGGAGCGGGAGGAGCUGGACCGCCUGCUGGGAGGGAUCGAGGGCGGGAGGGCUGGGAGAGAUCGCGAGCGUGAGACAGCCAUCUUGGACGACGGAGACUCGCUGCCGCCGGAGCGGACAGGCUCGCUGCGGUUGGGCCGCUCGUGUUCGUGCAGGGCGGGCUACAGGUCGCAACGCUGCGCCGAGCCGGGCUGUGACCGCCUCCAUCACCUGCCCAAUGGGUGCUGCCUGGAGCACGCCGCUUCCACCAAUGGCCACGCGGGGGCCCCCUCGCCUGCUCUGCCGUCGCUGCUGGGGUUGUGCCAGCACCACAGCGCCCACUCUCACCAGUCUCUUCCGCCCCCGGACCUGCUGUGGGACCGGCAGCAAGGGCCUCAGCACUACCUGCACCGGACAUGCUCCGAGGGUGCCACCAGCCGGCACCUGUGCCCUUAUCCGGGCCAGGAGCUCGGCCCCCACCCGCACAGCCCCUCUCCCGGGGGCCGACUGCUCUGCAGGGCCGACGAGUAUAUCCCUUAUCCCCAGCCCCACCACGCUCACUCACACCCCCCCAAGCCGGCCGGCCCCUACCACGACGUGAUGCUGAUGGAUGGCCUGCCUCCACCCGGCUGCCCGUGCCGGGACUGCUGCCUGAGACGAGAGGACUUCUACGCCCUGCGUCUCGACAGAGGGGAGGGACUGCACUGGGAAAGGGACGAGCUUCCCCGAGAAGGCGGGAUAAGGCGGGGCAGAGAGCCCGACCUUCCAAGAGGGGCGGAACUGCACUGGGAGCGUGAGGCAGGGCUGAGGCGGCCCCGAGAGGCACCCCUCCACUGGGACAGGGACAGGGAGGCGGAGCUGCAGUGGGAGAGGGAGCGAGAGGUGGAGUACUGGCACAGAAGGGCCGCGGUGGCGCCGUACGCCACGCCGGGUCACGACGUUCCCGCCUUCGCCUUUGACCCUCUGCCCGCCGGCCACCCGGCCUACCCCGAGCCCUCGCGCUCGCACGCCCACCUGGACUUGAAGUACAGCAGCAGUUCCAGCGGCUACCAGACGCCCCACCAGACCUGCCCCUGCUCACCAUACCAGCCCUCCCCCUCCGAGAGCCGCGGCUACGCUUCGGGCUACCAGUCUGAGUCCACGUCCCCUCUGCCCACCACCUGCACGUUCUACAGCCCGGCCCACCACGUCGGCGGCCCCCCGGACGGACACGCCGAGUCCCACCCGCAGGACUGUGUCUCCGGCACACCAGACGGCCCUGGAGUCCAAGUUGAGAAUGUGGGUUGGCGGGACCACAUUACCCAUGGUUCCUUGAGACGCCUGCAAAGAGACGCACGGGCUGCAUGCUCCACCCCCUCUGAUAUCUCUGGUCCGCCCACUCCAAUCCACACCAGCAGCCCGCUGUGCGCGCAGGAGAGCCCCAGUCUAAGCGUGCGGGAACAGGACGCUCGAUGUUCGGAGGUCAGCACAGACAGCAACAUGCCCCUGGCCCAGGAAAGGGUGGAGCCUGUCACGCCACAGCCCCCCAGUGCUUGGCAAGAGCUUCAGCGAAUAGAGAGCCCAGCCACCAAACCUUCCCGGCCCUCCAGGUCCCUCCCUCAGCCAAGCUCCUCCCCUUCUCGGCAGCUAUCCACUCACUCCGCCCUCAUCGCGCCCUCUACCGACACUCACCAUCAAGCCCCACCCUGUCCGCCCACGCUGCCGCGAUCCCUCCAGCAGAGCACCGGGCGGCCCAGCCCAUCUCCCGCCCCGCCGAACGAGGAAGCAGGUCCUGCCCCUCCGGCUGGAUCUCCUGCCCAGGCUCAUUCCGUGUCCCCGUCCCCUCUGCAGCCCGAGUCUGUACCGGCCCGGCUGCAGAGCAACGGGCUGCCGCUGACUCCAGAGCCGGAGACGCCCAGGUCGGUUUCUUCCGUCCCCGCCUCGCCUCGGCCUCCCCCGGCCAGCCGGGAAAGCUCACCCUCGCCCGAGCCUCCGGUGCCAGGCUUCGCCACCCUGGGCCGGAAGCUGAUGCUGGGUGCCGACCCGACCCUACGCACAGUGCACGCGCAGCCCUGCGCAGGCAUGGACAGUAGCCCCGCCCCCUCUGACGGCCACUCCAUGCCCACCUUCCCCCUAUCGCCGGGCUGUUAUCCUGCCGUGGUCCCGCCGGGCUCCGCCACCCAGCCCCCGCUCCCGGAGAAACGCCGCCAGGGCGCCCUUCCUGGAUCACCCGGGGACAGGUCGGGCGCCCCGAGGGUGUCGGUGGGUAACUCGCCUUCAGCCCAGCACCACGUGACCUUCUCCCCAUCAGUGGCAGCAGCUGAGGGGCAGGACGAGGGGCCAACAGACAGUGAUGUGGCCACCCAGGUCAGCGUGAAGUUUGUGCAGGACAGCUCUCGGUUCUGGUACAAGCCUGGCAUCUCCCGAGACCAAGCUAUCACUGCUCUGAAGGAACGGGAACCAGGCACCUUUAUCAUUCGCGACAGCAACUCUUUCCAGGGGGCCUACGGCCUCGCCCUCAAAGUGGCCACUCCGCCGCCUAACGUCAGUAACCACGGCAACAAAGGGGGCGAUCCUCUGGAGCAGCUUGUCAGACAUUUCCUGAUCGAAAUCGGCCCACGAGGGGUAAAGAUCAAAGGCUGCCAAAAUGAACCCCACUUUGGGAGUUUGUCAGCGCUGGUGUAUCAGCAUUCCAUCAGCCCCAUCUCUUUGCCUUGUGCGCUCCGUAUCCCAGAGAAAGACCCCAUAGGAGAGGCACAGGAGGUGCAGCCGUCCAGCAACAUGAGUACAGCAGCAGAUCUGCUCAAACAGGGAGCAGCUUGUAACGUGCUCUACCUGAACUCGGUGGAGACGGAGUCCCUGACAGGACCGCAGGCCAUCGCCAGGGCGACGGAUGCCACCAUGUCGCGCGGUCCCCGCACCUCCGCCACGGUGGUCCACUUCAAAGUGUCGGCGCAGGGCAUCACACUGACCGACAGCCAGCGCAGGGUGUUCUUCAGGAGGCACUACCCCAUCAACAGUGUGACAUUCAGCAGCGUAGAUCCACAGGACAGGAGGUGGACUAACUCAGACAGCACGUCGUCUAAAGUGUUUGGGUUUGUAGCUAAGAAACCAGGCAGCGUGGCGGAGAACGUGUGUCACCUGUUCGCCGAGCUGGACCCUGAGCAGCCUGCCACUGCCAUCGUGAACUUCAUCAACAAAGUCAUGCUGGGUCCUCAGCGACGCUAGAGGACGAGGGCUGGCUGGCUGCUUGUCGUACAGGAGCAGGAUUCCCUCUGCACAUCCGCUUCGGUCCUGCAAGGCAACGUAAUGCCGUACUAGAAGACGUCGGUCAAGUGCCAUCAUAGAAAGCGGCCUGUUGGUUAGAAAGCCAAAGCACCGGAACAAAUCUGUUUGCCAGCAGGUGAAGGGCUUUACUCGACUCCAAAGACCAAAAUGAACUGUAAAGUGCUAGAUUCUAUUUUUUUUUUAAAGACAACACACUGAAAUGCUGCAAAAUAGAAAAUAUAUAAAAUAACAACCCAUAGCACAGAGAAUGGAGAAUAACUUUGAGAUCACCAACAUUUGAAUUGGAAAUAUAUUAAGUACUGUUUGUUCAAGAAAUUACUGUUGCGUUUCACAUGCACUCAGAAAAACAAUAUUGUAUAGAGGAAACUGCAGCUGACAAUCAACAUGUCUGGUUAAUGUCAUUAUUUGUCUUUUUUUAUUUAACUAUACAAGAUGGUAGCAGCUUGGGUUUUUUGUGUGUGUGUUUAAGUAUACUUUUUUGGAACCGAGAGUAGGUGCCAUCGAUUUCUUGUCUAGCCUGCAGGGUGAGAGAGAGUACUGUUAUGUGGAGAGUGUUCGAGCUCGGCAGGGAGGGAAUGACUGAGGAACCGCAGUGUUGAAGGCAGGUCGGCGACAUGCUGUACCAGUACUCCACUAAGGAGGAUUUUUGAUGGUUUGGAAGUCUAAGGGAGGUUUUUUUUGUUUUUGUUUUUUUUUUUAAGCGAGAAAUUGGUGACAGUUGAGGCAGGAACUACGUUUUUGACCUUCGGUCACUGUCGUCUUGAUGUUUUCACCUGCCUUCCAGAGGAGAGAAGGAAAAAAAAAAAAAAACAACCAA